Papaver somniferum (opium poppy) is the source of this 1389-nucleotide messenger RNA. RefSeq names its product stearoyl-[acyl-carrier-protein] 9-desaturase 6, chloroplastic-like. Lineage: Eukaryota; Viridiplantae; Streptophyta; Magnoliopsida; Ranunculales; Papaveraceae. The coding region runs from base 110 to 1291 and encodes 393 amino acids. The transcript has 2 exons. The record is from RefSeq and is a predicted model, not a curated record. Gene Ontology annotation, molecular function: stearoyl-[ACP] desaturase activity. Gene Ontology annotation, cellular component: chloroplast stroma. Gene Ontology annotation, biological process: fatty acid metabolic process.
GCCUAAUUUGGUCAUAUUCCGCGGUAUAAAAUUAUCCCAAACCUGUUGAUUUCUCCAUUACCACUCUAAUUAAGCAGCAGCCAUUGAGAAGUAUUAGGAGUCUUAAAUCAUGCAAUCCACACUCAUCACUCCCUUUUCACAAAACAUAGCCUCAUUACCAUUUCAGUGCCGGAAUCCGACACAAAAAAUCAAAUUCCGGCAAAAUGCAAUCUCUGCCGUCGCAGUUUCAGCACCAGCACGGAGGCCACCACCCGUUACUCACUCAAUGCCACCAGAAAAAGUUGAAGUGUUCAAAUCACUAGAAGGAUGGGCAAAAACAUCAAUCUUACCGUUUCUGAAGCCGGUAGAGCAAUGUUGGCAACCAUCUGAUUUCUUACCUGACCCGACGGACCGCACCGAUGCAUUUUUCGACGAGGUACGGGCAUUACGUGCACGAACGGAUGAAUUGCCUGACGAUUACUUUGUGGUGUUAGUCGGGGAUAUGAUUACGGAAGAUGCACUGCCGACGUAUCAGACCAUGAUAAAUACACUUGAUGGGGUUAAAGAUGAGACUGGUGCAAGUGCAGGACCUUGGGCUGUGUGGACUCGAGCUUGGACUGCUGAAGAAAAUCGACAUGGUGAUUUGCUGAAAACGUAUUUGUAUUUGUCAGGCCGAGUCGAUAUGCAUAAGAUUGAACGUACUGUCCAGUACCUCAUCGGCGCCGGCAUGGAUCCAGGAACCGAAAACAAUCCGUAUUUGGGAUAUGUGUACACAUCGUUUCAGGAGCGUGCGACAUUCAUAUCACACGGCAACACUGCGCGUAUGGCGAAAGAAGGAGGCGACCAAAUACUUGCAAGAAUAUGCGGUACAAUUGCAGCUGAUGAGAAACGACACGAGAAUGCCUACUCAAAAAUCGUCGAAAAGCUGUUAGAACUUGAUCCAAAUGGAGCAAUGUUAGCUAUAGCUGAUAUGAUGAGAAAAAAGAUCACAAUGCCAGCACAUUUGAUGUACGAUGGCCAAGAUCCUAAACUCUUCGAACAUUUCGCAGCCGUUGCACAGAGGCUCGGUGUGUACACAGCACAGGAUUAUGCUGACAUAUUGGAGUUUCUAGUGGGGAGAUGGAAACUAGAGAAAAUUGAAGGGGGUUUGAGUAGUGACGGAAGAGAAGCGCAAGAUUUCGUUUGCGGAUUGGCACCUCGGAUUCGGAAAUUGCAAGAGCGAGCUGAUGAGAGAGCAAAAUCAAUGAAGAAGGCUGGUCGUCAUUGUGCAAAGUUUAGCUGGGUUUUUAACAAAGAAAUUGCCUUGUUGUAGAGGAAGUGGUAGGAUUUUGUGUUUUUGAAUAUGUCCUUCUUGUAAGCCCCUUUUCUGCAGUAGUUAAUAAAAACAGUCCAUGUUUUAGCCUUUCCAAA